AUGUCUGAGCCGAAAAAGAUAUUGAUGCUCACCAACUCGGAGCAUGGCCAGGCCAAUGUUUUUCUUGCGACUGCCCACGAGAUCCUCCAGAUCGACGACACCGCUCAGAUCUACAUUUGCUCAUUCCCGGCUCUGGAGCAAUCCGUGGACGAUAUUCGCACGCUGCACGGCGACCGAUCCGCCGAUGCGCGGCUCAACUUCGUCAAGCUAUCCGGGCCCUCGUGGAAGACGGCCCUCUUUGGCCGCACCGAGCACCAGUUCCAGGAGCUCAACGAUAUCCGCCCCACGAUUUGGAAUGUGGCCAAGGCGGCCAAGCUCACCCGAAUUGCCUGUCCGUGGACCUCGGAAGAGCUGUGCGGCCUGGUAAAGGAGAUUGAAAAGGUCAUGGGCGAUCUGGAGCCGGAUCUGACCGUGGUGGAUAACCUCUUUACCCCGGCCGUGACGAUUUGCUACAAGCUGAAGCCGAACUGGAUGGUCUUGUCUCCCAACACGUACAAGGAGUUUGCUCUGGCCAAGCAGCCGGAUCAGCAAUACUACUGGAAAUACCCGCCGCCGCGCUCGACGAUCCCGUUCCCGGUGCCGUGGUAUCAGAUGCCGUUGGUGUACUACAUGGUGCGCAAAAUGUAUCUGAACCACAACGACCCAUUCAUGCUGGGCCACGCCGAGCAGAUGAAAGCCGCCAUUGACACCGACUACGCGGACUGGGCGUACAUUUCCAUCAUCCCCCCCGACGGUCUCAAGGUGCUGCUGGCCACGCGCCCCGAGAUUGACUUUCCGUUUGACGUGAAGCCGGAGCACAUGGUCCCGUGCGGUCCCAUUGUCCGACCGUCGCUGCCGAUCCAGGACGCAGAUGCUGACCUCGCGAAAUGGCUGGCCGGGCGGCCGACUGUGCUCGUCAAUCUGGGCACGCAUGCGUCGUAUGAUGCCAAGCACGCGGGCGGCAUGGCGGGUGCGCUGGACCUGCUGCUCGAGGCGGCUAAAAAAUCGGAGAAGCCGCUGCAGGUGCUCUGGAAACUCAACAAGCGCGAUGACUUUGACAGCUCGGAGAAGACGCUCACCGAGUUUAGCACCAAAUGGGGGGAUGCUGUCAAGGUGGUCGGCUGGCUGGACGUGGAGCCGACGAGCAUCCUGGAGUCGGGCCAUGUCGUCUGUUCCGUCAACCACGGAGGCGCCAACUCGUUCUUUGAAGCAAUCAGUGCUGGGGUGCCGCAGGUCGUUCUGCCCGUCUGGGGCGACACGUACGACUUUGCCAAGAGGGCAGAAUGGCUGGGCGUCGGUAAAUUCGGCAGCCCGAAACACGCACCCAAGGUUGAUGCGCGCGAGCUGGGACGCGCGCUCAAGGAAGUCGUCCUCGGCGCGCGGGCAAGCAAGUUCAAGGCAAAGGCCGUGGAACUGGCAAUCCUGUGCAAGGACGGUGGCGGAGGAAGACAUGUCGCAGCUAAAACCAUCUUGGCUGCGAUUGAUGGCGAUGAAAAGAGCACAGUAGUCUUGUAG
Messenger RNA from Cordyceps militaris CM01, 1494 nucleotides. Its product is annotated as UDP-glucoronosyl and UDP-glucosyl transferase, putative. Lineage: Eukaryota; Fungi; Ascomycota; Sordariomycetes; Hypocreales; Cordycipitaceae. Bases 1 to 1494 code for a protein of 497 amino acids. The transcript is spliced from 3 exons. Gene Ontology annotation, molecular function: UDP-glycosyltransferase activity. The record is from RefSeq and is a predicted model, not a curated record.